Klebsormidium nitens is the source of this 1970-nucleotide messenger RNA. The record is from the annotation of a GenBank genome assembly. Lineage: Eukaryota; Viridiplantae; Streptophyta; Klebsormidiophyceae; Klebsormidiales; Klebsormidiaceae.
GGCGACCAAUCAGGAUGCUGAACGUGACCUUGUCCUCAAAAAAGGUAGGUACCGUGGGCAGACCGGUAUGAUGCUGUCUGUAGCGGUACCGAUUUCGUAGUUCCACCGUGGCAUGGCUUCUUCCUCAUUGAUGUCAACAUCUUGUCGUCAGAAGAAGGGAGCCAGCUGCAAAUUCUUUGAUUCUUUGUCAAUUCCCAGACUCAAGAGUGGGGUUGACCGCUAGGGACUUCCCCACACAUGUGCAUCCGCUCCUAUUCAGGACGAGUGAAUACGGGCUCUUGGUCAGCUGAGCACAGUUUCCAGGCGGCUUUGAUUGCCUGAAAGCACGUCGUCACGCCCAGUGUGAAGCAGAGAGCAGCUGGGUGCAAUGGCAUGCGCGGGUGCUGCUGCAACUGCACCGUUAGGUAUCUCCACGUUUGAGAAACGUGCGAGCUGGUCUGGAAUGCAGGCGGACAGUCAAUGCCACACGUCAAGCGUCGCUAGGCUGUGUGUGGUGUUCUCCAGAGAAAGCAGCUGGUUGUCUGCAGCUUUGUUGAGGAGUAAAACGUGCAGGGAGCGACAAACGCUGUGUUCUUGUGUAGAUAAAAGCCAAUUCGCAGCAACUUUCAGCUCCGGAAGGCCUCCGCCAGACAGCCGAAGAGGGCAGAAAUGGCUGGGGAGGACACAAGCGCAAUUGGCAACGUCGGAAGCAGCUGAGACUGAACGAUUUGACAGCCAAUGUUCCGAAUUGGUGGGAUCUCUGGACAGGUUUCCAGAUGACCGUCUGCAAAAGGUGGCCCACCCGUCCGCCACCCCCCUCCUCUUCCUUGAGCACAUUCAGUACCAGUGGAAGACGCUGCAAGAAAGGGUGCCGGACCUAGCGGACCUGCCACUGCCCCCCGAGAUCGCCCUCCAGACGAGCGCCAAAGGGAAGUGUGGGGCUAGAGUUGAGAACUGGGCGUUCCAGUCGGACACAAUGAGGAGAGUGCGCAUGACCUACUUCUACAGUGGGGACGGGGGGCAAGCUUACAACUGCCUAGUCUAUCCAGAUACGAGAUUUGACGUGCCUUUACUAGGAGUCGACCUGAUUUGCCUUGGGAAAGACCGCAUCCUGUAUGUCAUCGAUUUCCAGCCCCUACAAAUGUCAGACGACUACUUGGAGAAGUACACGGCAAUCCUGGCCCCCGUCCACGAGCAGUACCUGGACCUGAUCGGGAGCAUGUCUGCGAAGCACUUCGACGAGGCCCAAUUCUUCUCGAAGCGCAUGCUCUUUGUGCGCACCGCCGACACUGACCUCUUCAAGGCUCCGCACGGGCGGCUUUUCCACGCGUUGAUGGAGUACCUGGCUGCGUACCACGCCGUCCUGGAGCGCGCGGUUCCGGACGGCAGCGCGGACGCCCGGCAAGCGGUCCAAGCGGCGCAGGACGCGUAUGACGUGUACAGCGAGCAGCGGGACCCGGCCAUCGGGCUCUUCCGGAGCUACUUCGGGCACGAGUGGGCCGAGUCCUUCACUAAGGACUUCCUCUUUCCGGGGUCGAGAAGAACAGACGCGAAAGAUGAGCACUUCGACGUGAGUUGAGGAAUGUCUUGUACCAUGUAUAGUUCAGAAAUUUGACAUGCGAGACGGCUAAACAGCCGUAGGUGUUGUCGAAUGAGACGGGAAUCUUACCAUCGUUGAUCGCACUAGCUGAGCCACUAGUUGCUAAUGCCAGAAACUUCCAACAAUAUGCAACAACGAUCUGUAUAGUAGGGCUCUGCUUGACGUCUUUGCAGUUGGUCUAGCAGACAUCAUUGACCCCCUAUGUAGCCAUCACUGGAGACUGACUAAUCAGCUCGACAAGUCGGUGAUCGAGAAGGAGAUUAGAAACAAUUCAGCUACCUCGCCCGCUAGACCGUCCGUUCCAUGUCAAGAGAAACGUAAACAAUGUGACAGGCACGGCUCGCAAACAGCUCGAGUGAUUCUGUUUUGUGCCAUCUUCGUUUGGAGCACA